CGUUUGAUUUCCGUUUCCACUUCCGUUUACGUUUUGCUCAACCACACACACUUACCACAAACGCGUUUCUUCCCUGAAUUAGCUCUGAACGGACUGAAGUUUACACACAGUGUGUCCCAUUAGUACUUUGUGUCAAGAAACAGUCCUCUUUGGUGCACGUUCACGCUUCUUGGGACAUAUUUUACCGUAGCUUGUUCGCUGCGAACAACUUAUCAACACAUCUCUCAGAAGACAUCAAAAGUGCGUGCAAAGUGUUGUAAUUAUCCUGUGAAAUGUGUGCAAAAAAUGUGAAAGAAAAUUACGAGGAGCUUUCUCGAGCCGAAGAAGAGAACCAGCGACAAACACAACUAUUGGACGCUGAAUUCAAGAAGCCGCAAGUCUUGCUGAAUUAUGCAGAUGCUAGUGAAGAAGGUCUUGAUGCUGAGCAGCAGAAGUGGGGUUCCAGGAUGGAGCGGGAGGAGCUUGAGCCUCCUCACACAAAAGAGGAAGAGCAGCUAGAGUUCCCCCACAUUAAGGAAGAAGGGGAGCCAUUGCCUCUCAUCAUUAAAGAGGAAGAGGAGGAGGAAGAUAUCAACAACUUUCCAUUGACAGUCAUUGUGAAGAGUGAAGAUGAUGACAAAGAAAGUGAUAGAGACCACUGUGGAGGAUCACAAGCAGACAGGCUUUUAGCGGCACUGCCUAACAGUGAUGAUGAGCAUUCUGAAGGUGAUGACACACAAUGGAAGUGCUCGCAGUGUGGGAAAACAUUUGGUUCAAAGUGGGGUUUGAAAGUACACAUGAGAAUACACACUGGAGAGAAACCCUUUUCCUGCUCACUCUGUGGUAAAAUAUUCACUCAGAAGGCACAUUUAAUAGCACACACAAGAACACACACUGGGGAAAAAGCCUUUGUCUGCUCAGUUUGCUCUUUAAGUUUCAGUGAACGUUCAAAUUUGGGCAAGCACAUGAGAACACACACUGGAGAGAAACCUUUUGCCUGUUUAUUUUGCGGUAAAAGAUUUUCUAUAAAGGGACAUUUAAGAACACACACAAGAACACACACUGGGGAGAAACCAUUUGACUGUUCAGUUUGUGGUAAACAAUUUGCCCGUAAGGCACAUUUAAACAUACACGCAAGAAGACACACCGGUGAGAAACCAUUUGCCUGCUCAGUUUGCGAGAAACGAUUCGCUCGUAAGGCUCAUUUAAACAUACACACAAGAACACACACUGGAGAAAAACCUUUUUCUUGCUCACUCUGCACCUUAAGUUUCAGUGAACGUUCAAAUUUGGUUAAACACAUGAGAACACAUACUGGUGAGAAACCAUAUAGUUGCAGUGUGUGUGAUAAAAGCUUUUCUCAAAAGUAUCUGGUUACGAAACAUAAGUGUGCUGGUGAAAAGAUCAGUGGUAAAUGAAGCUGCUGGACUUAAAAUACAUUGUGAACUUGGAACGUUCAGAUUUUCUUGGUUGUAAAAUUGUUUUUGUGUCCGUGAAUUAAAAGCCAAAUAGUCAAAUAGUACCGACCCAUACCCAGUAUUGGUUCACUUGAUGGGUGUUAUAUGAAUCUGUGAACAUUCAAAUAUUUGUUUUUUGACUGCUGCCCACAUUGUAAAAAUGCCCGUUUUCAUUAUGAUUUUGUUUAGCGCAGUCUGUAUAAUACACAAUUAUAUACUGUUGCAAGAAUUAUAUCAAAUUUAAUAUAGUUGUCAAUUAUCAAGAAUGUUAUUCAAUAUGAAUCGCAUUGGUUUCAUAUGAAAAUGGGAAAAAUUAUUACAUCUCUGUUGUGAAAUGGUGAAAUAAAAUUUUGGAAGG
Molecule: messenger RNA, 1794 nt
Organism: Hippocampus zosterae (dwarf seahorse)
Lineage: Eukaryota; Metazoa; Chordata; Actinopteri; Syngnathiformes; Syngnathidae
Product: gastrula zinc finger protein XlCGF8.2DB-like
Exons: 2
Coding region: 273-1397 (374 amino acids)
Biological process (GO): regulation of transcription by RNA polymerase II
Cellular component (GO): nucleus
Molecular function (GO): DNA-binding transcription factor activity, RNA polymerase II-specific; RNA polymerase II cis-regulatory region sequence-specific DNA binding
Source: RefSeq, a predicted model, not a curated record